GGGGUUGGAUGAUGGCGGAGCCGCGUCGGGUGCCGUUCAUUAGUCUGUCACCCGUGAGGCGACGAGAAGGUGAGUCUCCGGUGCUAGAGCGAGAGACUGGAGGGGCCCGCGAGGCAGAGCAGCCAUUAGCGCGUGAGGGCCUGCAACUACCAGAUCAGCAGGAGCACCACCAUCACCACCUCCCCUAUGAUAACAGUCGGGUAGAGCCGCCAUCGCAACCCUUUGAAUCUUGUCCUCGGCCAGAGUCUCAUCCUGUGUCAUUACCGCGGGAGAUCAGUCGGCCUGAGCUGACACCAAAGCCACCUCAGCCGCCACCCCACCGAGAGUCCCCAAGGCCAGAACCGCCGCCGCCGCCGCCCCCUCAUCAGCAGCUAAAUCAAGAGAACAACCGACAGGAAUCAUCGCCGCCACCACUGGAGCAGACGGUUCGCUUUGAGUUGAUCUUGAAAGAUCCCACGGAGGAGAGCUGCGUGGAGUUCAGCUAUCCCGAGUUGCUCUGGAGUGGCAAGGCCCGGAAAAAAUCACUCAUUGAAGACCCAUUUGAUAAUGAAGAGCAUGAAAGGCAUGAAGUGGAAAUGCUGGCUAAGAAAUUUGAAACAAAAUAUGGUGGAAAGAUCCACAAACAUCGGAAGGACCGAGCUCAAGAUCUGAUAGAUAUGGGUUCUGGUUAUGAUGUAAAUGAUCCUUUCAUCGAUAAUUCAGAAGCUUAUGAUGAAUUAGUUCCUGCAUCCCUGACUACUAUAUAUGGAGGCUUCUACAUUAAUACUGGAAUUCUGCAAUUCCGCCAAGCAUCUGAUUCUGAAGAGGAGGAUUUUACAGGAAGCAGAAAGCAUAAACCAUCUAAGUUAGGUAAACUAAAAGAUGGUGACGACCGCAACAUGAAGAAACGAAAGCGAAAAGAGGAAGAGUCAGAGAAGGAGAAAAAGCCUCGGAAAAUUAAAGUUACUAAGCAGUUGGGGGUAAUAGCAUUAAAUUCACACAAAUCUGAAAAGAAGAAGAAAAAAUUAUACAAGGAUUCUUUUUCAUUGGCUGCUAUGAUCCGAAAAUUUCAGAAAGAGAAAGAAGCCUUUAAAAAAGAGGAGGUUAACCUGAAUCCCACAGUAGCAACUACCUGUUCUACACCCAGUAAACUUCCUAUUGCUCCUGCCAUUGGUGGUAAUGAUGUGUCUGACUUGAAUCUCAGCAUUACAGAUCCAGUCCUUUCUAUUUUUGGCAGCACUAAUGAACGUGAGCUCCUGCAGGAAGCUGAAAGUGCCCUGGAGAUGCUGGGAGACAUUGAUUUUGAUAGGUUGCUUGAUGGUACCUCUGAUGGAAGCCCAGUAUCUGAGCCUUUAGGAGAAAAUGGAAGUGUCACUCAGCCCCCCCAUACUGCUGAGGUCCUGACUUUGAAACAAGUGCCUGCUCUCCCACAAGGUCUGCCAGGACAUCUAGAAAAGCGUAUUGAAGACCUUAGAAUUGCUGCCAAGCUCUUUGAUGAAGAAGGCAGAAAGAAAUUCUUUACACAGGACAUGAAUAAUAUCUUGCUCGAUAUUGAGAUGCAGUUACAGGAAUUGAAUCCUACUUUCCGAAGUGGAGUGUAUUCUCAUAUUGAAGCUUUUGUACCAUGCAAUAAGGACACAUUGAUAAAACGUUUGAAGAAAUUGCAUUUCAAUGUCCAGGAUGAUCGCUUGAAGGAACCAUUGCAAAAAUUGAAGUUGGCUAUCAGCUGUGUCAUGCCUGAACAACUAUUCAAAUACCAGGAAGAUUGCCAGGCACAUAGUCAAGCCAAGAAUGCCAAAAUGCAAGCAGAAGAUGAGCGAGACAAGAAUGGUUCAGAAGAGGAGGAUGACGAGAAACCAGGAAAGAGGAUUGCAGGUCCAAGAAAAAAAUUCCACUGGGAUGAGGCAGUGAGGACUUUGCUGUGUAACCUUGUCAAGAUAAAGCUGGAUUGUUAUGAGCUAGAGCCAAAUAAAAGUCAAUCUGCAGAAGAUUACCUCAAGACAUUUAUGGAAACAGAGGUGAAGCCUCUUUGGCCAAAAGGUUGGAUGCAAGUUAGGAUGCUAUUUAAAGAAAGCCGAAGUGUUCAUAAUCAUCUCACAUCUGCUCCGGCAAAGAAGAAGGUGAUUCUGGCACCUAAACCCAAAGGAAAGGACUCUAGUCCAAAGAAGGAGCAGAGAGUAUGUCCCCCUUUUGCUUCAGCUUGUGUUCCUGCUUCAAGUACUAGCAUACCUAUCAAUGCUGUAACCAGUUGUAUUCCAGCUCCAGAGACAAUUUGCCUAGAUGACUCACUGGAUGAAGAUUUGUCAUUUAAUCCUCCUUCACUGGAUUCUGUUUCUGAUGCUCUGGCUGCUAUUAACAAUGGGGUGAAGAGUUCUUCUGUUGUGUCCCCUGUAGACACAUCUGUUUCAAGACCUCGGGCAGGGCUAAGAGAAGAGAAGUUAGCAAGCAUAAUGAGCAAAUUACCGCUGUCAUCCUCCAAAAAAAUAGAGGCUGUUCAAACACAACAUUCAUCAAGUCUUAUAGCUGGACAUAUAGGACCAGUACCAAAGAAAUCCCAGGAUUUGCUUCAGACUGGUAUCUCUUCAGGCCUUAUUGCUGGAUCUACAAUUCAAAAUCCCAAGGUUUCCUUGGAACCAUUGCCAGCCAAGCUUCUGCAGCAAGGGUUACAGCGGUCAAGUCAAAUACAAGCUGCUUCUUCCCAGACCCAUAUUUCUUCCUCGUGUAAAGGGCAAGCUACAGUUUCUCCUACUUCACAAAGGCCAAAAGAUACAGUUAUGCUUGUAACCUCUUCAGAGGUCCAAAGCUGUGGCUCCUCAACAAUGCAAGUAGCAAAAGUUCAUCAGCAGCCCACUGCUCAACAAAAAUAUGUGUCUCCUCUGCAAGUUACUAUUAGUAAAUCUCAAACCAAUCCUGUGGUAAAAUUAAGCAGCAAUCCCAAACUUUCCUGUUCUUCCCCAGUAACCAAGACUUCAGAUAAAUCAGUAGUAUACCGCCUUCCUUUGUCUAGUGCCACCUCUGGGAGUUCUCAAAUGGUUCACCCACUUGUGUCUCGGACAACAUCCUGUACCUCUACCUCUAGUAAUUAUUUGGCCAAGGCCAUGGUAUCACAUGUUUCUGCCCAGGGUUUCAAGCCUCCUUUCUCCAUGGUUGCCUCUCCUAAACCAGCUGUCUCUCCCAAACCCUCAGCACCCAAGCCUUCUAUAACAUCCAAAUCUACUGCAUCUCUUAAACUACCCUCAUCUAAGUCCAACUCUACAACCAAGCCCACAUCAUCAUCUAGUUCUUCCAGUCCAAGUACGCUAAUAUCCCAGAACAGUCACUCCAACAACAAUUCCCUUCAUAAACAGUCCAGUGGAGUAAGUGUCAACCGACAAUCUUCCACAAUUAAUUUACUUUCCUCUAACCGAACCUCAGGCUUUCAACCAGCAAAGAAUCCUCAAGCCCCUUCUAAAUUAUCCAGUUCCUCCGCCUCUGGAACUGCUGGCAAAAAUAACAUGAGUGGAGUUGGAUUGAAUGUACCUAUUAAUAGUGGAAGCCGCUUAAAUGCAAGUGGGGCUAGUAGGACUAAUCCCUCUGGAGCAGCAGGAAGUGGAGCACAGGGUGCUAAUAAACAGUUAUCAACUCCACAUAGACCAUCUUCUGCCUCAGGGUCUACAGUUAUACCAGCCAGUGUACAGUCAACAACAGGUGCAUCAUUACUGGCAAAUGCUUCACCUUUGACUCUCAUGGCAUCACCAUUGUCUGUAACCAGUCAGAAUGUGACAUCUACUCCAUUGACUCCUUUUGGGAUGCUGGGGAGUCUUGUUCCAGUGACUAUGCCUUUUCAGUUUCCAUUGGAGCUUCUUAGCUUUGGAACAGACACGGCUGGAGUGACAACCACCUCGGGAUCUACCUCAGCAGCUUUCCACCAUAGUAUAACUCAGAAUUUAUUGAAGGGUUUACAGUCAGGAGCUCAGCAUUCAGCAGCACUGUCUCAUACAUCUCUGCCUGCUCAUUUGCAGCAAGCUUAUUCAGAUGGCCAAAGCAAAGUGGAUGCUAAGUUACAGAGGAAACCCCAGUGAUGUUCUGCUAAGUAAGAGAGUAAAUGUGGUUCUACUUUGCUGAUGGAGAAUGACCAGUUGGGAGAGUGCUUACAUGGACACAGAGCUGCUGUUUCUGUCAAUGUUUACAUAUUCUGAUCCUAAGCACUGUGGUGAGGACAAAAAAAAAAUACUUGAUCAAAGAGAGAAGAAAAAGGAGGAAAGUGUUCUUAUUAAAAAAAACUCACAGUUUGAUUUUGUUUUCAGGACAGUUCUCAAAGCCUUUUAUCCCAAUUGUCUCAGAAAGGGUUGGCCAAACAGGUUCAGUUGUCAAACCUACAGCAACCCCAAACCUUUUUGCAGGCUGAUGUCUGAUAAAGGAACUAUGAAAGGAAACUAAAGUAAACAUCUGUAUCCACCAUGCAAGUAAGGCCAUCCAUCCUGUUCAGCCAUGUGGAGGCUUCAGGAAAGUCUACAAGCUAUAACAGUUAGAAACAUUCUCUGCAAGUUUGAAUAAGGUGAAGUAUAGAGGAGAAAAAAUGUUUUAUAUCAGCCUAAAAGGAAGUACGCAUUUUCUCUACCCAAAAUCAAGGCCGCUUGUUUGCUCUUUGAAGAGCCUGAAAAUUAUACUUAAUUUGCUUUGGCUAAUAUUUUCCCUAGAUACUGUAACUGAUCAGGACAGAGGAUUUUCUAUUUCAGAUAAAGAUUUUAAAAAUGGAGAGUGUUUUGUAAUUGCACAUUUCAGUGGAACUUAAAAUCUUCCUUUUAGUAUCAAAAAUUCAGAUAUAAGAUUAGCAUGAAUUGGCUUUAUCAGAGCAUACCUUUGUUUUCAGUAUCUUUGAUGGAAGGUUUAUUUUAUCACUUUAGAUUUGCUGAACCAUUUCAGAGUUGCCUUAUUUUUCAUAUAUUGAUAGAAUGUAGAAAUAUUCCGUUUCUCUCCUUUGGGAAGAUAGUUUCUGAUUCUUCUUCCUCUUCUAUUAGCUUUGAGAAGAUAUGUGCUGUAUUGAUUCUUUACAGCUUUUAAGUAAGACCUUUUAUCAGAACUGUUCAAAGCUCUCUCCAAAGAGUAUAGUUGAGGUGCCUUCUGUUUAGGCUUUAACAUUCUUAUUCCCAGUAUUCUUUAAAUUUGCUAAGCUGGGAGAUACUUGAUUUGUUGUUGCUUGAACAUACAACUUGUAGGCUGGCUUUGAUUUUGAAACCAUUAUGUUAAAAGUCUAGGAAAGAAAUGUAGGAACUGCUUUAUAUUGCACUCAUUAACUAAUGCAGAAGAAAUGUAUUUGAGGAUGUAAUUCUGGGAGAAAAAGUCAAAACAAUGUCACAUUAUGUUGUAAACAUUUCAAUGGAGGUCAAAUCUAGAAAUCAUAGUUUAAUCCCCAAACCAAAGUCUUUUCUUUAAUUUAAAUCUGAUAUUUUAUUUUUUAGUAAGAGUUGGGUUUUUUUAAACAUUUCUGGCGAUAUGGUCAUCAUCCAGCAGAAAUAUGUACAUAUGCCAGCAUGUUUUGCUGGAGGCUUCUUUGAUUCCAACUACAAUCUCUAAUGCUGCUCUAAAAGGAAACCACAUUUUAAAAAGACAACUAGCUGUGUCUAUUGAUCAGCAUUAAUUCCUACAGUAGGAAACUCAGUAAUAUCUAUGGCUUCCUAUAAAAUUCUACUUCUUAUGUGCAUAUAGUUUUACUGUAUGGUGGCCAAGAUAAUUCUUCUGCUGUUUUGUGACAGACAUGUAUUUAGUUAUUAAGUUUACAGAGAUAUGUUAUUUCAUCUUACAAAGCCAGGUAGCUAAUCUUACUGAUUCAGAUUACUUAUCAUAUUUGUAAAACAUGUGUAUAUUUAAAUAAUAUAUAAUAUAAACAUAGUAACUGAAUGUUGGGUUGACCCUAUUAAUUUUUUUAAAAAAACUUGCACAAAAUACGGAUUAAAAAUAGAGUCAAAUCAAUCUGGAAUAGAAGGUAAACAAAGGGCUUUUAAAAAACAUAACUGAUAGUUUCAUAGAAGAAACUACAAAGUUCAGAAUGUUUUUUGCAUUCACAAAGCCUUCCUUUUCCCUUCAAUAUUAAUUGGUUAAUUUUAUCUUCUUGAUUGAUUUGCUUUCAUUUCAAAGGUAAGCAAAAUGUUCUCCAUGAGCAUAUCCACAAAUAGCCAAAUAUACAGUUCUUACUGAAGAUUUACUGUUACAUAAGUUGUUUCCUUGUGGCAAAUUCAGAUUUGUGUGUUUAAGCAUGUACACACACACGCACAUAUAAAUAAAAAAAUACCUUUGGAAGAAAAGACUUAAAAUAAAAAAUGUAUUUGAAACAAUGUUUUUAAAAUAUCAUAAAAAUGAAAUUCUCUUAAAAGAAAGAGGCAUACUAGGACCCUGACAUUCCAUAUUGCAUUAUGAAAACUAAAUAUUGAGUAGUUGAUAACUUUUAGAUUUAGUUUUCCCUGAUAUACAAAGUGAUAGAAAGUGUGAAAGGUAAAACUAUUUUUCUCUUUUGGAAACAAUACACAGUACAGAAUAGAAUUAGUCAGAGUUAUAUGUUUCUGAUUCUGUUUUCCCAUAAAUUUAAAGCAAAACAUGGUGGCAGAAAACGGUUUAUGUUAAAAGAGUUUGAAAUUUUUCUCAUAAAAGUGGUUUUCUUGUUGCUCAUCAAUAUUUCUUAUGUAGAAUUUAAUCAAAGCACAUUAAUUGAUUUGAAUUUAUUAUUCUUAUUACAUGGCAUGCAAUUGGGGCCUCUCUGUUUUGCUAAAUAUAUGAAGAGACUUCAGCUCUUUUCAAUUUAAUAGCAAACUGGAGUAUCUGGAGACAUAAUGCUAUGAAAGAAGUGAUAGAAGACAAUUGCUCCUGAUGUUCUCAAUAAAACAAGAAUUUUAUGAUUAGAAUAAAUCUAAUAAAACGAUACCUCCAUGAGCUUCUCUACAAUGGACAUAAGGACAUAAAGAAGAUAAUCAGAAUUGAAAAGAGUAGAUAGAAUAUUAGUGCCAUUACAAUGCAAGUGAGAUAUACUUCCUGCACAGCAAUUUUUAAUUUAGCUAUUUUUAACAGCCUAGUUUGUCUUAAAAUGUAUUUGGAGAGUUAAAUAGCUCUUAUGUUAAAUCUGUUCAGUAUUCACAAGCAAUAAAAGGUAAAACUUUCAUUUCUGAAUUUAAAUUGUUUUGAGACUUAGGGCUAAAAUAGUGAUCAUACACUGAGCCUCAAAUAUAAGCAAUAAUUUUGACAUACAGGUUUUGAAUUUUAGAAUCAUUUAAAUUAUGUGUUUCUUGUCCAAAUGGGGACAGUUAGUAAUUCCUUAGGUUAUCUUGGAUCUUUAUGAAGUAUGGAGAAAGGAUAUAAACAAUGAACAAAGAAAUUUCUUAACAAUGCAUACUUUCAUCCCCAAGGUAAUAUAUGAUGGCUUAAAAUCAUUCCUUUUUCAGCCUUUUAUAUUGUCUUGUCUCCAGCAAAACAGAUGGGAAUGUUGAGUCAAAAUCUCAGGUGUGGGUGCUGUGGGUUUGACAUCUGUUUCCAUGAAAUAAUGGUUUAAUUUAUUCAGUAGGCUAUGAAUGGGGCAGGUAAUCAUGGUUUGCUUCUUCAAACUCUUAGCUGACUAAUCCAACCUCCAUUUAGCCUCUCCAUUUGAUCCAAAGCAGUUGAUAUAAAAAUAAUUCUCAAAUCCCAAGCUACCAUCAGUUACAUUGAAUCAUAAUCAGAUGAUAGUUUCUUAGGACUCACAGUUAUUUACUAUGUUUGCUGCUACAUUCAUUAAAAUAUUUUUGAUUAUAUUUAUAAAUACAUUUAAAUCUAGUUUACACAGUGAUUUUUAGAACUGCCCAGAAAAAAAUUAGGAUGUUAGUUUUUUGGAAUGUUGACAAGUGAUAUAAUUAUUACUCUUAUUUUUGAACUUUUCAGAAUAGUAGUACAGGAAAAAAAUCAUGUUAAAUUUUGGAAAGUUUUUUUACCUAACUAUUUGCAUAAUUUGUUAUGUUAGGAGUUCACAGAACACUUUUUAUUUUCCAAACACUUUUACACCAAGAUUAGAAUAAUAAAUAGAUAUCAUAAAAUGUUUAUGCAAUUAUAAUUGUAUGCCAUUUAGGAGAUACUUACUUGAUACAGGCUUUUGGUUAAGUGCCUUUUCUUUUUGUUCCCUCUUAUCCCCACAAAGUAUAUUCAGAGGUCCUAAAGUGUUUGGAGAUAUUUGGAAAGUCCUUGAUCCUGCCCAAAUGACUUUAUGUUGUUAAAAUAACUUUACUCUUCUGUAAUUAGUGUUCAGUACAUGUAAUGUUGUGACUGCUGUUGCAUAACUCUCAUUCUUAUGUGCUUGUUCUUUGCACACAGCAAUAUUUUCCUUAUGUUAAAUUUGUUUUUGUAGUAUUAAUGUUUACUUCUGAAAAUGAACUUUGGCACAAUUUAUAAACAGUGUAUUUGAGCAACUGUAAUGAAGUGGUUGGUAGUACACUAAGCCAUUUCCACUGGAGUUUCAGAUUGUAAUUUAAAAUAUCAGUCUAAUAAUCAUGUUAAACCAGCCAUUCUAAAAUUUGGCAUUUUCCCCUUUGACAGAGAAAGAGCAGAAUAUUUCUUCACAUUAAAAAUGUUAUAAAUAAUUUAUAUUUGAAUGGUUACAGACUAGUAGACAAUAAAAUAUUUUAUAUUUCUGCAAUAAAAAUAUUUUCAUAUGGCCUCUGAUGCCUAAGAUGCUUCACCCUAGGAAGCUGCCUGUUGAUGGUGACAGUAAUUUAAUCUUCUAAAUUAAAAUUUUAGUUUUCCAUGCACCUAAUACAGUGAGAGCUUCUUUGCAUUGCUCAGAUACAUAUAUUUAGAUACAUUGUAAAACAAAAUUUUGCUCUAAGUAACAAAUUGGCUAAAUCAAAGAAUAGCAGUAUACUUUUAAACAAAAAAAAAUCACAGCAAGAUUUCCCUGGGUUUUUUUUCCAAAUUUGUUACCAAGGUCUGUGACAAAUGUAAGAAUGCAACCCACCAAUCAAAAUAAGUAUUCAUAUAUUUUAAAAUUUUUAUUGUAUUUAUAAAACUUUUCACUUUUUAAAACUACCAGAUAUUAUUAUUAAGGUUCUACUGAUCUUUAAAACAAAGUUGCAUUCUAUUUCAAAUCAAUUCUGAAUGGAUGGUUGAAUACUCAAAAUAAUAUUGAAUUCUGCUAGAAAUUAAAGAACUAUCUUUUGUUCAGAUAAAGCAAUUUGGUAUGAUUGAGGAAUAUAAAGUAUUUUAUACAAUUAGUUAACAUGUUUCUAAUUGCAGUAACAGAUGAAUUUCCUGCAAGAGUCUAAAAAAACUUCCUUAUAGAAAGAAAAUUCUUACUAGGAAGAAAGGGAUCAGUUGUCAUGCUGAAGUCUAUUGUAAACUAUAUUUGGUUUUCAAAAUUGAGUUUUUACAACUUUGAACCAUUUGUUCCUAAUUUUUAAGAAUUAUUUUCUGAAUGUAUUUCUCAGGACACUAUUGCUUAGUUUUUUAUGUAUAUAUACACCUUUUAACAAUCUUUAGAAGUUGGAGAAACUUGUAUUGACACUUGAAGAAAUCACUUAGAAUAAUCCAUUUAGAUAUGAAUUUGAUCUAGGCUUAAGUAUCUGGAAAAAUGACUGGCAGAAGUGAAUGCCUCUAUAACAAUCAUUUCAGAUACCACAACUAAUAUAGAUCAGGAUAAACUGUAAUAUGAAGAGCUGACAAGAAAUAUCUGAUGACCUAGAACAAUCUUCUGCCAGCCCUCUUGCAGAUACCUAAAUCUGAAUCCAUCCCCAUAUUUAGAUAAUUACUAAUGUUGUCUUUUAAUUGAAUUAUAUUUUGUUGAGCCAUGUCAGAAAACUAGGAUUCUCUGGGGCAAUUUUUGUUCAAUGAAAUAUGUUUGUUCUAUGUAACAAACACAUUUCUGGAGCUUUGUAUCCCAAUAUAAUACUUUAAUCUUUGCAGUGCUCCUGAAACAAUAUAAGUAAUGUACACCUUAUGUUAUAAAAUUUUGCCUUUUACAAUACAUUAGACAUUUAAAUUUGGUGUGGUAAAAGGGAAAAUAUUUGAUUAUCUCAUCACACAUUGGAAUAGUUGAGAAAAGUCAGCUAAUUUAAAAGUAAAGAUUGUAGGCAGAGCUCUCAGACCUUAAAGGCGGUUGGUCUUUAGUACAGUAGCAUUUUAUGUUCAGCACUGCCUUUCUCUGUAAUGCUUUAUUUUGAUUUUAGUAGUCAGUAAAAUUGCUUAUUACAAAACUCCAUGUUUAGUAUUACAGAUAUUUCCCCCUGGCUACUGUUAUUAUCUACCCAAAGAAACAUGACAAAGCUUUUUGAAUGUGUUUAGUAUGAAAAUAUUUUUGUAAAAGUGAAAUUAAAUUUUAAAUAGCAGGAACAUUUUCACCAGUACAGUGAUAGGGUUCUGAGAGACUAGGAGGUUUUCAAAAUCUGAUGGUGAUAUCCUUUUACUAACUAUAAUCAAAGAUGCAGAUGUGGAAUAAAGAACAAUCUCACAUUUGAAAUUAGUAAAUCUGUAAGUAAAUAAAUAUUUCACCUGUACAAAGAGAGGACAAUUAGUUAAUUAGAUCAUUCACAUAGAUUCUUCUUUAGAGAAGUGGUCUGAAUAUAUAUCUUCUUUGGCGCCUUUCAACAGUUGAUUGAAGAAUCCAGAGGAUUAAAUAUCAUGUUGUAGAAGCUGGUGCACUUUUUUGCAUGUAUUUUCAGUCAAGAACAUUUGCUUAAAAUAAAUUUAAUUUAAAUUGGUGAGCAGUGUUACAAAUUGCAUCCAUCUCUCAAACAUGUUUUAAUCAUAUUCUGUACCUAAGUAACACAAUUUAAAAAUAAAAACAUAAAGUUAGGAUUUUCUAUACUGUAAGAUAAAUUCUGCAGUUGGACAUUGAUGUGAUUAUAAAUAUGAAACAUUGAGCUGAACUUGUCAUUCUAGAAAAGAACAUGCUUUUCAUAAAUUGAUUCUAACAAUAGUGCAGGUUUCAAGUUUAAAAAAAUCUAGAAAUUCUAUUUUAGUAUUUUUCUCCUGAUGGAAACAAUAUUUCUGAAUAUUUUCUCAAUAUUCAGCAAAACUUAAAAAAAUACCUGGUUAGCCAUACAAAACAAGGAGAUGUCCUUAUUGACAAAAUUGAUCCACUGAUACUUGGGAACUUGGUUAUAGAUUUUCUAUAGACUUAUUUAAGGUACCUAUUUUUAUCAAGUUAGUGGUGCUAUAAUUAUCCAUGUCUAGGAAACAUAUCUGAAGCAGUUAUUCUGUUCUGUGUAUAGCUUGGCUCUAUCUUUGAACCUAAGUAUUUCUAAAAUUAGUGGAAGGUUUGAGCCAUGUGGGAAGAAUAUUUGUCUUCCUUGUGACAUGUUUUCCAUGCAACAAAUAUGUAGCUGCUCUCAAUAAGAGGGCUUGUAUCAUUAUACACAUUUAGUUACUUGUGCCAACUGCUUUUUGGCUUAUUUUUUACAGAAGUGUAUUCUACCAACCUGAAAAAUUUAAAAGAAUGAAUUGAUCUUUUUCUCCUAUUAUUCCAAACACAAUAUUUGAAUUAUUUUUUCCAUAAUAAUCUCAGGACCUGAAAGAUUGUAACAUAGUGUGUCUUAAAAGAUGUACUGCACCAGCCAUGAAUUUUGUAAAUAACCCUUUCAUUCUCCUUUUUAUAAAUAUCUGUUUUAAAGUAUGUUAGGCUCUUUAUCAGACCUGGUGCCUGCUUACUUUCCACGUAAAACUGGAGUACAGAAAAAGGGAAGCUGCUGCCACAAAAAGCCUAUGCCAGUUCUGAAUGUAUAUUCAGGUCCUUUCCAGUUUCAAAAUAGAGUUAAAUUAACUGGGAAACAAAUGCUUUCCUCUUCGUACAUUUUAUCAUAUCAUGGGCCUGGAAACUAAAAUGGUGAAUAGCAUAUUGCUCCAAAAACUCAUGGGUUGAGUUUUAUAGAAGAGUGGUUUUUCUUCAGUGGUUUUCCUGCUUCUAUAAUCCAGGAAUUACUGUCUCAAUUUCACUUUUUCAAACAGGGUGUGGAUUAUUCUUUUGGCUGGAGACUGAGAAUCCAUCUAUAGUUAAUUAGCAGAUAUUUGAUCAGAAGUGAUCAGUUUGAACGUUCAAACUGAGAGUAGAUGUGCCUGUCUUUAAAUGUGACAGGAGUUUCAUGAGUGUUUUUCUUUUGUAUGUGUCAUGUGUCUGUGCUGUAUUAAAUAAAGAGGAAUGUACAUAC
Pseudonaja textilis is the source of this 12113-nucleotide messenger RNA. It is a transcript of the gene UBN2, whose product is annotated as ubinuclein 2. Gene Ontology annotation, cellular component: nucleus. NCBI's taxonomy places the organism in Eukaryota, Metazoa, Chordata, Lepidosauria, Squamata, Elapidae. Gene Ontology annotation, biological process: chromatin organization. The record is from RefSeq and is a predicted model, not a curated record.